Grammomys surdaster is the source of this 1577-nucleotide messenger RNA. Its product is annotated as signal peptidase complex subunit 3. Bases 120 to 662 code for a protein of 180 amino acids. Gene Ontology annotation, cellular component: signal peptidase complex; membrane. Lineage: Eukaryota; Metazoa; Chordata; Mammalia; Rodentia; Muridae. Gene Ontology annotation, biological process: protein targeting to ER. The record is from RefSeq and is a predicted model, not a curated record. The transcript has a single exon.
CGUGAGCCAGAGGAAGGCAGAGGGACCGCGGAGCACACAGCACGCCCGUGCCGAGCCAGCGAGCGAGCGAGCGCCCGUGGAGCCCGCGUGGAGGGAGCCGCCGCAGAUUGACCUGCAAGAUGAACACCCUGCUGUCCCGGGCCAACUCGCUGUUCGCCUUCACGCUGAGCGUCAUGGCGGCGCUCACCUUGGGCUGCAUCCUCACCACCGCCUUCAAAGACAGGAGCGCGCCCGUGCGCCUGCAAGUCUCCAGGAUCCUGCUCAAGAAAGUGGAAGACUUCACUGGACCCAGAAAAAAGAGCGACCUGGGCUUCAUCACCUUCCACAUCUCUGCGGACCUGGAGAAGACUUUCGACUGGAACGUCAAGCAGCUCUUCCUUUAUCUGUCGGCAGAAUAUUCCACCAAAAGCAACGCUGUGAACCAGGUGGUCCUCUGGGACAAGAUCCUUCUGCGAGGCGAGAACCCCAAGCUCAACCUGAAAGACGUCAAAAGCAAGUAUUUUUUCUUUGACGAUGGACAUGGUCUCAAGGGAAACAGGAACGUCACUUUGACUCUCUCCUGGCAAGUUAUACCGAUUGCUGGGAUCCUGCCUCUUGUGACUGGAUCUGGACGCGUGUCUGUCCCAUUUCCAGAUUCCUAUGAAAUAGCCACGACUUUUUGAAGAAUUCUCUCUGCAUCGGAAAGGGGACAUCUGUGUACCUAAAGAAUCGUAGUUUAAAACUGUCAAGAAUCUGAAGAAACUUGUGCUGUAACGAUGUGUUGCAUUAGUGCAUGUUUACACUGAAUGUGAUUUAGAAGCAGACGUUUGUUCAUCUCUUGUAAAGCAUGCUUGAUUCCUGGAGGGAAAAAACAGUUAAUAUGAUCAUUUUUUAGAUGCCAUAAGUGGUGGAAAUAAGGUGGCUAGCAAGUUUUCCUGAAGAGUGAAUACAUAUUUAUUCUGUAAAUCACCGUAACGCAGUUAAUGGCUGAAUGUUUGAGAAAUAUGGAUCUUUCCAGGUUCUCCCUGCAAACGUUUUUGUGUUUUACAUUUUUUUGAAAAAAAUAAUGUUUAAACAUUGUCAGUGAAAGUUGAAAACAUUUGCAUGAUUUCCCCAUUGAGUGAAGCUUGUUUCAGUCUGUAUGCUUACUACCACUAGAUGCUAAUUAUGUACAAUUCUCUGCAAGUCUCUAUUUUAAUAGGUAUUGGAGUAAUAUUAACACUCAUAGUUUAAUUUUUCAUUUACAAACUCUCUUAUAUGUUAUUGUAUUCUAUUGCUGACAAUCUCAGGUUGUGUAUAAUAGAAACAUGGGCUCUUUAUGGAUGAAGACUCUGAAACCGUGAAGCUUGGGGAAUCAUUCCAAGCUUAAAUAGCUAGCAAAAAAAAUGGAGCCAAAUUUUUGAUCUUGGAUAUUCUCAUUUCCUAAGUUUAUUCCAACUCUCAUACCUGAGAUGACAUCAUAGUACAAUUUCAUUUGUAACUUACAUUGUAUUUUUGUAGCCCUGAAACCCUUUGUCUUGAUGUUUCUGAUCUUCUGUAAAAGUAGCUUAUGUUCAAGUUGUAAAAAAAAAAAAGUCUAUAGAAAUAUAUCUCCUUUC